Molecule: messenger RNA, 1315 nt
Organism: Tremella mesenterica DSM 1558
Lineage: Eukaryota; Fungi; Basidiomycota; Tremellomycetes; Tremellales; Tremellaceae
Exons: 9
Coding region: 1-1197 (398 amino acids)
Molecular function (GO): zinc ion binding; glutaminyl-peptide cyclotransferase activity
Source: RefSeq, a predicted model, not a curated record
AUGCCUUCAGCUCGCAGCUUCUCUCGCCAUCCCCUCCCUUCCUACUUCCUACUGCUCCUCCCUCUUCUGUAUUCCCUCUGUCUUGCCGACCAUCUCCCUCGGACCUUUCACACCCUCUCCGACACACAUCUCAAACAAAUUACCCAACUUUCCCCUCCUCAGUGGACCUCGGUGACUUCCGGUCAUCUGGAACAUCUCCUCAUACCUCGACCGUCCGGAUCCGAAAACAAUACCCUCGUUCAGCAAUACAUCUCCUCUGUGUUCUCUUCAUUAGGAUGGCAAGAAGAUCAAACACCUUUCACAGAUGAUACGCCUAUAGGACCUAUCAAAUUUAACAACCUCAUCUAUACUUUUGAUCCUUCGGCACCACGUAAACUCGUCCUAGCAGCGCAUUUCGAUUCAAAGUAUUUCCCCACCUAUCCUGAGAAUCAAUUCAUCGGAGCUACCGACUCUGCCGCACCUUGUGCUUUCCUUCUAGACCUAGCAGAAGCUCUCACUCCUCUUCUCAAAGAAAGACAACGACGGGUCACCUCUGGCCAAGCUAUACUGCUCGAUGGUUUAGACGAAGAAGAAGAAGCAGAAACGACUUUGCAGAUUAUUUUCUUUGAUGGAGAGGAAGCUGUGAAAGAUUGGACUGAUACGGAUUCUAUCUAUGGAGCACGUCAUCUAGCAGAAACAUGGGAAACAACUUUUCUUCCUGCCACUCAUCCAUUAUCUAAACGUCGAUACUCUCCAACACCCACAAUACUCAAUACCAUCGACGUUCUCAUCUUACUCGAUCUAUUAGGAGAUUCUAACCCUCGCAUACAUUCAUAUUACAGAGAUACAGAUUGGCUCUUUACUCAAAUGUCAGAUGUGGAUAAAAGAUUACGUCAAGAAGGUUUGAUAGAUGUUGAAAAAGGUGAAGAAGGUUGGUUCGUUGAUUUUAAAAUGAGAAAAGGUAUGAUAGGUGAUGAUCAUGCUCCUUUUCUCGAAAGAGGAGUAAGUAUCUUACAUGUUAUUUCUAAUCCUUUUCCUAAAGUCUGGCAUAAUCUAGCCGACGACGCAUCUGCAUUAUCACUCCCAGCUAUGAGAAGAUGGAAUCUUAUCCUCCGUGUUUUCACAGCGGAAUAUCUAGGUCUUAUACCCACAACCAAUACACAAUCCCAUCGAAAUGAUCAUGAUCCAUAUUCAAGAUCGGUCGAUGAGCUGCAGUGAUUCUCUUAUACUUUGCAUUACACAUACAUAGCUCGAAACUCUCUCAAGAGACAAAUUGUGUCAUCAUCAGCAUAUUUCCAACAAACAGACUCGAGUGCAAUGCAUAGAAUAAAAUCUA